This is a messenger RNA of Brienomyrus brachyistius, 4966 nucleotides long. RefSeq names its product protein jagged-1b-like. Gene Ontology annotation, biological process: heterophilic cell-cell adhesion; cell communication; Notch signaling pathway. Gene Ontology annotation, cellular component: plasma membrane; protein-containing complex. NCBI's taxonomy places the organism in Eukaryota, Metazoa, Chordata, Actinopteri, Osteoglossiformes, Mormyridae. The record is from RefSeq and is a predicted model, not a curated record. Gene Ontology annotation, molecular function: calcium ion binding; Notch binding.
GAACUUGCUGUAUAGAUGGAACAGCCAGUCGCUCGCAGAAGGUGCUUUCUUAGAGCGGCUCUAUUAUUGUUUCGCAGCUGAUUAGGAAAGAACAAUAAAAAACAGUGGUGAUAAUUGCACCCGCAAAUAAUAAUACAACCACGAGAAAAGGAGGCAGGGUACUUUGGGCACUUUGCAUUUGAAAUCUCCGAUCUUUUCAAGAAGUGUUUUUCUCCACCCGUGCAUGUUCAGAUCGGAGGAGUAUAUUAGAGCCGUGAGUCGGCCAGACUUCUAGUUACAAAGCGAGCGGUAACACCAAAAAGGAGGCAUGAUUUUAAGACGGAGUUCGGUUUUUGCUACUUUCUCCGUACAUGCGUUUUUGCUUUGCCUAUGGACACAGGUGUCGGACGCAUCGGGACACUUCGAGUUGCAGAUCCUGUCCAUGCAGAACGUGAACGGGAAGCUGCUGAGCGGCCAGUGCUGCGACGGCCUUAGGGGUGCGUCGGAUCGGAGAUGCACCAGAGACGAGUGUGACACGUACUUUAAAGUGUGCCUCAAGGAAUACCAGUCCAGGGUUGUGACGGCCGGGCCUUGCAGCUUCGGUACUGGAUCUACGCCUGUCAUCGGAGGGAAUACAUUUUCUUUGAAGAGCACAAUGAGGAAAGAGAAAUCUAGGAUUGUAUUGCCUUUCAGUUUUGCGUGGCCGAGGGCCUACACAUUGAUUUUGGAAGCCCUGGACUACAAUAACAGCAGCAGUGGAAGCAAUUCCGAGGUCAUCGAGAGGACGUCCAUCUCAGGCAUGAUCAACCCCAGCCCAGACUGGCAGACCCUGAAGCACAAUGGGCUCGUGGCCCAGUUCGAGUACCAGAUCCGGGUCACUUGCGACGAGCACUACUACGGAUUCGGCUGCAACAAGUUCUGUCGGCCACGGGACGAGUUCUUCGGGCAUUACACCUGUGACAACAACGGCAACAAGACCUGCCUGGAGGGCUGGUCCGGACCUGAGUGCAACAAAGCGAUCUGUCGACAGGGCUGCAGUGCGGAGCACGGGUCCUGCAAAGUACCGGGAGGCUGUACGUGCCUGUAUGGCUGGCAAGGCCAGUACUGCGACAGGUGCAUCCCGCACCCGGGCUGCGUCUACGGCGGCUGCGUGGAGCCCUGGCAGUGCCUCUGCGACACCAACUGGGGCGGCCAGCUGUGCGACAAAGAUUUGAAUUAUUGCGGCACCCACCAGCCCUGUCUGAAUGGGGGCACGUGCAGCAACACGGGGCCGGACAAGUACCAGUGCUCCUGCCGCGAAGGGUACUCCGGGGUCAACUGUGAGAGGGCGGAGCACGCCUGUCUGUCCAGCCCCUGUGCCAGCGGCGGCAGCUGCCAGGAGACCAGCUCCGGGUUCGAGUGCCAGUGCACGCCUGGUUGGACAGGUGCCACCUGCACCAUCGAUGUGGAUGAGUGCGAUCCAAACCCUUGCAGUCACGGCACCUGUCAGGACCUGGUCAACGGGUUCAAGUGUACCUGCCCUCCGCAGUGGACCGGGAAGACCUGUCGGAUUGACGCCAACGAAUGCGAAAACCGGCCCUGUGUCAACGCCAACUCCUGCCGCAACCUGAUUGGAGGAUACUUCUGCGAGUAUCCCGGCUGGACGGGAGAGAACUGUGACACCAACAUUGAUGACUGUCAGGGACAAUGUCAGAACGGGGGCUCCUGCAAGGACCUGGUUAACGGCUACCGCUGCAUCUGUCCGGCGGGCUACACCGGGGAGCACUGCGAGGUGGACAUCGACGAGUGCGCCAGUGCCCCCUGCCUCAACGGCGGCCGUUGCCGUGACGACGUCGGCGGCUUCCAGUGCCUCUGCCCAGCUGGCUUCUCUGGCAGCCUGUGCCAGCUUGACGUAGAUUACUGCGAGCCGAACCCCUGCCAGAGCGGCGCUCAGUGCUUCAACCUCGCCUCGGACUACUUCUGCAAGUGUCCCGAGGACUACGAGGGCAAGAACUGCUCCCAUCUGAAGGACCACUGUCGUACCACGUCCUGCCAGGUGAUUGACAGCUGCACGGUUGCGGUGCCCUCCAACAGCACCCCAGAGGGUGUGCGCUAUAUCUCCUCCAAUGUGUGCGGCCCCCACGGCCGCUGCCGCAGCCAACCUGGGGGCCAAUUCAGCUGCGAGUGCCAAGAGGGCUUCACCGGCACCUACUGCCAUGAGAACAUCAACGACUGCGAGAGCAACCCUUGUCGCAAUGGGGGCACGUGCAUCGACAAGGUCAGUGGCUACCAGUGCAUCUGCAGCGACGGCUGGGAGGCCCGCCAGUGCGAGAUCAAUAUCGACGACUGCCGAGUGAAGCCGUGUCACAACAGGGGGACAUGCAGGGACCUGGUGAACGACUUCUACUGCGAGUGCAGAAACGGUUGGAAAGGGAAGACCUGUCACUCACGUGAAAGUCAGUGUGAUGCAGCAACCUGCAAGAACGGAGGAACCUGCAGCGACGAGGGCGACACCUUUAAGUGCAUAUGUGCCCCUGGCUGGGAGGGCACCUCGUGUAACUCAGCCACCAACAGCAGCUGCCUCCCCAGCCCCUGCGAGAACGGGGCCACCUGCAUCGUCAAUGGCGACGCCUUCACCUGUGUCUGCAAGGAGGGCUGGGAGGGGCCCACCUGCACCCAGAAUACCAAUGACUGCAAUCCACACCCUUGCUACAACAACGGAACCUGCGUGGACGGGGACAACUGGUACCGCUGCGAGUGCAGCCCGGGAUUCGCUGGCCCAGAUUGCCGUAUAAAUAUCAACGAGUGCCAGUCAUCCUGCGCUUACGGCUCCACCUGUGAUGAGAUUAACAGCUUCCGCUGCCUGUGUCCGGCCAGCAGGGCGGGGCUCACGUGCCAGGAGGUCACCGGCCAGGACUGUGUCGUCGGCAGCCGAAUGAUACCCGACGGGACCAGGUGGGACGAGGACUGCAACAUCUGUCAGUGUCACAACGGAAAGGUCACCUGCACCAAGGUUUGGUGCGGUCCCAAGUCGUGUCAGCUGAAUGGGAAAGGCCCGGGGGACUGCAGCCCUGGUCAGACCUGCCUGCCCAUUAAGGAGGACCACUGCUUUGUGAAGCCGUGUCCCGGGCAGGGGGAGUGCUGGCCCUCAGACGGGCUGCCCCUCCAGGCCCAAUGCCACGCAGGCACCUACCUGGAGAGCAGCUGCACCUACAUCACCUUCACUUUCAACAAGGAGAACAUGCCGCAGGGCGUAACUGUGGGGCACAUCUGCGGGGGGCUGCGCCGCCUCUGUGUGGCAAGGAACUUCUCGGCAGACCAUGCGGUGUUCAUCACGUGCGAGCCGUCCCUGAGCGCCAGCAAUGAGAUCCACGUAACCAUAUCCACAGAUGAGCGCAGAUCAGACACGCUUUCCAUGAAGGCGAUCACCGAUAAUAUCAUCGACCUGGUCAGCAAGCGGGGCGGAAACAGCACCCUCAUGGCGGCCAUAGCGGGGGUGCGAGUACAGCAGAGGCCCCCCCUGAUCAAAACCGACUACCUGAUCCCGCUGCUGAGCUCAGUCUUCAUCGUGGUUUGGAUCGUGGCUCUGGUCGUGCCGUUCCUGUGGUGCUUGCGGCGGUGGCGGCAGAAGCAGGGCAGCCACGGCGGCUCGGCGGGCAUGGCGCCGGCCGAGGGCGGGGCCACCAACAACGUGCGCGAGCAGCUCAACCAGAUCAAGAACCCCAUCGAGAAGCACGUGGCGCCCAGCGCCAAGGACUACGGCGGCAAAAACACCAUCGUCGCCAAAAUCAGGACACAGAACACGGAGGCAGAGGAGGAGGAGAUGGAGCACCUACAACGGGCCCGGUUUGCCAAGCAGCCCGUCUACACGCUCGUCGACAGAGAGGACAAGGCCACGCCCACCAAGAACCCAAACUGGACAAACAAACAGGACAACAGAAACUUAGAAACAGCACACAGCCUGAACCGAAUGGAAUAUAUUGUAUAGCAGAAAUGUGAGGUUGCCAUGCAACCGGGCUCCGUUUCACAUUUUUUAUUUUGGUGGGGUGGGGGUGGGGGUGGGCGGGGGGCGGGGCUAUGAGUUCGUAGUCCUUAAACUGUUGUCAUAUUUUGACUCGAAGGUUAUUAUUUACAUAGAAUCCCUAUGUUAAUUUAAGUCUCGACAAGUUGACUCACACUGGCAGUGUCUGUGGUCAACUGGGAAGGAGCAGGUGCUGCAUGUCGCACCUAUGCAGAACUAGAUCCAGGAGCCCUGCGUAUUAAACGCCACCCCCCCCACACUCCCCGGAUGCCUGGACGGUAAUCGUGGGCUCCAUCCGAGGAUUUCCUUAAAUCACAAUCCAAAAGUUUGCAAAAAUGGUCUUAAGUAUUAUUAUUUUUUAAGAAUACAACACACACAAAACAACAAACAGGGCAGUCGGAUCGCGGUGGUUUUUGAGCAACUAGUUCUGUAUUUGAAAGUGCCUUUGCAGCUCCGUACCACAACGAUGUCAAAAAGAAAAGGUUUAUUAUUUAUUAUUUUUAUUUUAAAUUCUUGGGGAGGGCUGGGUCGAUGUCAGCGGUCGCUGUCGAAAUGAAGAAUUUAAAGUGUCAAUUUAGAACGCUGUAUAGAUAUGUACAUUUUUUUAAUUAAUCAUUGUGUAUAUUUGAUUUAUUAACUUAAUAAUCAGGAGCCUUAAGACACCAUUCCCUUUCUAUUUAAACGUAUCGUCUAGAUUUGAAGGUUUUGAUGGCUUUUCUGAGCUGACGACUUUCUAUAUUUUUGGUGACAAUUGUUCCGUGUUUCAUAAAUGCCAAAAUCUGAAGUGCUCUAGAAAGAAUAGUUUAUUUUUAACAAUAGAUCGGGCAUUUUUGUGCCUGUAAAAAAAGAAUGUUUUGUACAAAUGUCAGACGUAACGAGUUCAGAAGUAUCCUUUUCUGCCAGGACAUCUUUAAUUAAGGCGCGCUAGAAAAGGGGGGGGGCAUAUUGUCUUGCUGCUUGGGUUUUUGCCAAACAUGGGGGUGUUCC